AUGGAUCUUUAUGGCAAGCAAUAUGCUUACUCAAAGAUGGAAAUGGAGGAUCCAGAAGAGAUUAAGAGCAGAAAAGCACAAUUCUUGAUCUAUAAAUCAUUGGAGAAAGCUGAUGAUUCGAUCCGAAAAAGCAGAAGACCAUCAUGGUUGAAAGUUCGAAUGUUCAGAUUGAAGAUCAAGUUUGGAAAGAAGAUGAAGAAGUUGAAGAAAAGCAUAUUGGUAGUAAGCAGAUUUGGAGCAGCAAGAGUUGGCAUUCUUCAACAAUGGAAACGCAUGUUUACUGUUCGACAAGCAGUGCUCAAGAUACCCACCAUGAUUCAAUAA
Messenger RNA from Lactuca virosa, 324 nucleotides. The record is from the annotation of a GenBank genome assembly. Lineage: Eukaryota; Viridiplantae; Streptophyta; Magnoliopsida; Asterales; Asteraceae.